This is a messenger RNA of Malus domestica (apple), 3488 nucleotides long. RefSeq lists its product as uncharacterized. The record is from RefSeq and is a predicted model, not a curated record. Gene Ontology annotation, molecular function: GTPase activity; GTP binding; ribosome binding. Gene Ontology annotation, biological process: cytosolic ribosome assembly. Gene Ontology annotation, cellular component: ribonucleoprotein complex; cytosol. Lineage: Eukaryota; Viridiplantae; Streptophyta; Magnoliopsida; Rosales; Rosaceae.
GUGAAAAAAAUUCCGUAAUUUCUAUUUCGUGAGGAACGAACCUCUAAUAAAAAAAAACAUAGUUGAAAAAAAGGCUGAGUUAAAUACCAGAUUUACCCUUCAAACAACUGAAAAACCCUAAUUGCUACAAACCAGAGAAGUUCCUCCGCAGAGCGGCCAAGUCGUCGUCGUCGUCUGCUCCAAAAAAGAAUCCGAAACCUUCGAUUUCCCGGCUCUCAUAUUUCUUCCAAUGGCCGAUAACACCCGAAAUAUCCGAAACAUAUGCAUACUGGCGCACGUGGAUCACGGCAAGACCACGCUCGCCGACCACCUAAUCGCCGGAACCGGUUCCGGCGUCGUCCACCCGAAACUCGCCGGGCGCCUCCGGUUCAUGGACUAUCUCGACGAGGAACAGAGGCGGGCCAUCACCAUGAAAAGCUCCUCGAUUGCGCUCCACUACAAAGACCACUCCAUCAAUCUCAUCGACUCCCCGGGCCACAUGGACUUUUGCAGCGAGGUCUCCACCGCCGCCCGAUUGAGCGACGGCGCUCUGGUCCUGGUCGACGCCGUCGAGGGCGUCCACAUCCAGACGCACGCCGUGUUGCGCCAGGCCUGGAUUGAGAAGCUGACGCCGUGCUUGGUGCUGAACAAGAUCGACCGGCUGAUCUCCGAGCUUAAAUUGAGCCCCAUGGAAGCUUACACGAGGUUAGUUCGUAUUGUUCAUGAGGUUAAUUGGAUUGUGAGUGCGUAUAAGAGCGAGAAAUACUUGUCCGACGUGGAUGCUAUACUUUCUGGGCCGGCGGGGGAUGUGGGUAGUGAUGAAAAUCUGAGCUUUUUGGAUGUGGAGGAUGAUGAGGAAGAUACGUUUCAACCCCAGAAAGGGAAUGUGGCGUUUGUGUGUGCUUUGGACGGUUGGGGUUUCUGCAUUAGUGAGUUUGCUGAGAUUUACGCUUCGAAAUUUGGGGUGAGUGCGGCAGCAUUGACAAAGGCUUUGUGGGGACCUAGGUACUUUAAUCCGAAAACCAAGAUGAUUUUGGGGAAGAAAGGUGUAGCUGGUAUGAAAAAUGCUAGGCCAAUGUUUGUUCAGUUUGUGCUUGAGCCGCUCUGGCAGGUUUAUCAGGCCGCUUUGGACGAUGAUGGCGGUGGGAAAGUGAUGCUUGAGAAAGUUAUUAAGUCCUUUAAUUUGAAUGUGCCGCCUCGUGAGCUUCAGAACAAGGAUCAGAAGGUUGUGCUUCAAGCAGUGAUGAGUCGUUGGCUUCCGCUUUCUGAUGCUGUGUUGUCGAUGGUUGUGAGGUGUAUGCCUGACCCAGUUGCAGCACAGGCGUUUAGGAUAGGGCGGUUGCUUCCAAAGAGACAAGUUUUGAGUGAUGGGGUUGAUUCCGAUGCGCUUGCAGAGGCGGAGCUUGUGAGGAAAUCGGUUGAAGCUUGUGAUUCGAGCCCUGAAGCUCCCUGUGUUGCUUUUGUAUCCAAAAUGUUUGCUGUCCCUAUGAAAGUACUUCCACAGAGGGGAUUAGAUGGGGAAAUUGAAAACAACGUAAGUGAUGAGGGUGAAUUGAAUGAGUGUUUCCUUGCAUUUGCAAGGAUCUUUAGUGGGGUUCUUUAUUCAGGACAGAAAAUUUAUGUGCUUUCGGCUUUGUAUGAUCCAUUAAAAGGGGAGUCAGUGAAAAAGCAUUUGCAGGUGGCUGAGUUGCAAUCUCUGUAUCUCAUGAUGGGCCAAGGCUUAACACAUGUGGCCUCUGCCCAUGCCGGGAAUCUUGUGGCAAUUCGAGGCCUUGGCCAGCAUAUACUGAAAAGUGCAACACUUUCAUCGACAAAAAACUGUUGGCCUUUCUCCAGUAUGGCUUUCCAGAUUGCUCCUACUCUGAGAGUCGCAAUUGAGCCAACUCAUCCUGCGGAUAUGGGUGCACUGACUAAAGGUUUACGGCUGCUGAACCGGGCUGACCCGUUUGUUGGGGUAACAGUUUCUGAUAGGGGAGAAAAUGUGCUGUCUGCUGCAGGAGAGGUGCAUCUUGAAAGAUGCAUAAAAGAUUUGAAGGAGAGAUUUGCAAGGGUAAGCCUGGAAGUGUCUCCACCUCUUGUGUCUUAUAAAGAGACCAUUGAGGGUAAUGUAGCCGACAAACUUGAGAAUUUGAAAUUCUUUCGUACAAGCUCAGAUUAUGUUGAGAAAAAGACAGCAAACGGUAGGUGUAUGAUAAAGGUGCAAGUCAUAAAGCUCCCACCCUCUUUAACUAAGGUGCUUGAAGAUAGUUCUGAUUUACUUGGAGAUAUCCUUGGAGGUAGAGCUUCUCAGACCAGUAAAAGUUUUGACACAGAGAUUUCAAGGAUUGCAGAAGAUGAGAACCCGAUUGAAGCACUGAAGAAACGUAUCAUGGAUGCUGUGGAGAGUGAUAUUCUGUCUAGUGGUGAUGACGACAAGGAUAGGAUUGAGAAGUGUAAACUAAAGUGGCAAAAAUUACUUAAAAGGAUAUGGGCGCUUGGCCCUUCGCAAGUAGGUCCUAAUAUCCUCCUUACUCCAGACCUCAAAGGAAAGGGUUCAGAUGGCUCUGUCCUCAUCUGUGGUUCCUCUCAUGUAUCUCAAAAAUUAGGGUUUGUGGAUGCUUCUGGCAGUGGCAAUACACCUGCUGAUACAUCUUCAGAAGUAGCUCAAACAUUGUUAGUUGAGGCGGAGAGCCUUGAAAGCAGUGUAGUAUCUGGGUUUCAAGUGGCGACAGCAGCUGGACCUUUAUGCGAUGAACCUGUGCGGGGUUUAGCAUUUAUUAUCGAGGCUAAAAUUGAACCAUUGAUGGCUCAGUCUGAUGAAGGGGAAGCCUCCCACCACCAACCUGAGCAAUAUGGUAUCUUCAGAGGACAGGUAAUGACAACCAUCAAAGAUGCUUGUAGAGAAGCUGUACUUCAAAAGAAGCCACGGCUUGUGGAGGCCAUGUACUUCUGUGAGUUGAAUACGUCAACUGAGCAUUUGGGUUCUAUGUACGCUGUGCUUGGGCGAAGGCGGGCUAGAGUUUUAAAGGAGGAAAUGCAGGAAGGCUCCCCAUUGUUCACUGUGCAUGCAUAUGUGCCAGUUUCUGAAAGCUUUGGUUUUGCGGAUGAGCUUAGAAGAUGGACUGCUGGUGCUGCAAGUGCUCUUCUUGUGCUUAGUCACUGGGAAGCACUUCCAGAAGAUCCUUUCUUUGUACCAAAAACAGAAGAAGAAAUUGAGGAGUUUGGUGACGGGUCUAGCAUGCUUCCCAAUACUGCAAGGAAACUAAUUAACGGUGUAAGACGGAAGAAGGGCCUUCCUGUAGAGGAAAAAGUAGUACAGCACGCGACCAAGCAGAGGACCCUGGCUCGUAAAGUGUAAGAGGUUGGUGAUACACUUUAGCUUUAGGGUUAGGGCCAAGUUAGAUGAUUGAUUUACUACUUCUGUCGAAAUGCAGGAGUUUUUGGUAUGGUUGUAAUUUACUUACUAUAGUUUAAUAUCUUCUGGCAAAUUGGCAAUGCUGCUAUAGAGUGAGACUAAUUUGGUUGCGUAA